Messenger RNA from Kalmanozyma brasiliensis GHG001, 1479 nucleotides. Its product is annotated as Isopropylmalate dehydrogenase-like domain protein. NCBI's taxonomy places the organism in Eukaryota, Fungi, Basidiomycota, Ustilaginomycetes, Ustilaginales. The transcript is spliced from 2 exons. Gene Ontology annotation, cellular component: mitochondrion. The record is from RefSeq and is a predicted model, not a curated record. Gene Ontology annotation, molecular function: magnesium ion binding; isocitrate dehydrogenase (NADP+) activity; NAD binding. The coding region runs from base 1 to 1479 and encodes 492 amino acids. Gene Ontology annotation, biological process: isocitrate metabolic process.
AUGUCUGCAGCUCGUCUUAGCUCCAACGCUUCCACUCGAGUCUUUGCAGCUUCCACUCGCUCUUACUCGACCCUCUCGUCUCAAGUUGCUCGCAGCACCAACACUCGCACCGCUUUCCAGAACGCCUCGCUUCUGACGUCCGCUCGCAACACCAGCAACCUCAACAGCGCUCCCAUCUCCUUCGGUGUCAGCGCCCGUCUGUUUUCAUCCACGAUGACUGCUCCAGCCAAGAUCAAGGUCGCCAACCCCGUCGUUGAGCUCGACGGUGACGAGAUGACCCGUAUCAUCUGGCACAAGAUCCGCGAGGACCUCAUCUUGCCCUUCCUCGACAUCGACCUCAAGUACUACGAUCUCGGCAUGGAGUACCGUGACCAGACCGACGACAAGGUCACUGUCGAGGCCGCCGAGGCCAUCAAGAAGUACAAGGUCGGUGUCAAGUGCGCCACCAUCACUCCCGACGAGGCUCGUGUCAAGGAGUUCGGCCUCAAGAAGAUGUGGCUCUCGCCCAACGGCACCAUCCGCAACAUUCUCGGUGGUACCGUCUUCCGUGCGCCCAUCGUUCUCGACGACCUGCCCCGCCCCAUCCCUGGUUGGACCAAGCCCAUUGUCAUUGGCCGCCACGCCUUCGGUGACCAGUACCGUUGCCAGAACUUCGCCGUCGACAAGGCCGGCAAGUUCACCAUGAAGUUCCAGCCUAAGGACGGCUCCGAGGCUCAGACUUGGGACAUCUUCGACUACCCCGAGGGCGGAGGAUCUGGUCUUGCCAUGUACAACACAACAGAGAGCAUUACCGGCUUUGCUCACUCCUGCUUCAAGAUGGCUCUCGAGAAGAACAUCCCGCUCUACAUGAGCACCAAGAACACCAUACUUAAACAGUACGAUGGAAACUUCAAAGACAUCUUCCAGGCCUUGUACGACAACACGUACCGUCAGGACUUCGAGAAGAAGGGACUUUGGUAUGAGCACAGGCUCAUUGAUGACAUGGUGGCGCAGAUGAUCAAGAGUGACGGUGGCUACCUGAUGGCGUUGAAAAACUAUGACGGCGACGUGAUCUCUGACAUCACCGCGCAAGGUUUCGGCAGUCUGGGUAUGAUGACGAGUGAGCUCAUCACCCCCGACGGCACCAUCAUGGAGUCAGAGGCCGCGCAUGGCACAGUCACUCGCCAUUUCAGAGAAUUCGCGGCAGGCCGAGAAACAUCGACGAAUUCUGUUGCUUCUAUCUACGCCUGGACCCGCGGUCUCGCCUUCCGUGGCAAGCUCGACAAGAACGACGACCUCAUCUACUUCGCCAACGCGCUCGAGCAGUCGUGCCUCGAUGCCAUUUCGGCGGGCAAGAUGACGAAGGAUCUCGCGCUCAUCUACCACGGCAAGGGCAUGAAGCGCGAGCACUACGUCACGACCAUGGAAUACAUCGACGAGGUCGCCAAGCUGCUCAAGGAGAAGCUCUCGGCGCGAGGCAUCGAGGCGGGCAAGCUUUGA